Messenger RNA from Mycena citricolor, 658 nucleotides. The record is from the annotation of a GenBank genome assembly. Lineage: Eukaryota; Fungi; Basidiomycota; Agaricomycetes; Agaricales; Mycenaceae.
AGAUCGAAUUCAAAUUCAACGAAGAGAAUCUCAAGAAGGCCAAGGUCAUAAUAUCGCGCUACCCACCUCAAUACAAGAAAGCCGCCGUCAUUCCUCUGCUGGACUUGGGACAGAGGCAGAACAAGGGAUGGACCAGUAUCAGUGUGAUGAACUAUGUUGCAAAGACGCUGGAAAUGCCGCCUAUGCGAGUCUACGAGGUCGCCACGUUCUACACCAUGUUCAAUCGUGAGCCGAUAGGCACCCACUUCGUCCAAGUGUGCACCACCACUCCGUGCAUGCUCAUGGGUUCUACUGAGAUUCUCAACACGACUUGCGCCCAUCUUGGUGGCAUCAAGCCUGGCGAAACGACGAAAGACGGCAAAUUCACUGUCAUCGAGGUGGAAUGCCAGGGCGCCUGCAGCAAUGCCCCCAUGCUCGUCGUGGGCGACGACUUCUAUGAGGAUCUGACUCCGGAGACGACCAAAAAGAUCCUGGAUGCGUUUGCGAAGGGCGAGAAGCCAAAGCCUGGACCGCAAAGUGGCCGUCAGACCAGCGAGAACUCGGCCGGAUUGACCGCGCUUACUAGCAAACCCUACGGACCUGGUGAACACUGCCAGCCAGAGUUUCGAUAAUCAGCAUUAGAAUGAGUUCACAAUACAAUGUAUCGUGCAUGUCCCAG